This is a messenger RNA of Daphnia pulicaria, 2034 nucleotides long. It is a transcript of the gene Kap-alpha3, whose product is annotated as importin subunit alpha-3-like. The transcript is spliced from 12 exons. The coding region runs from base 148 to 1707 and encodes 519 amino acids. Gene Ontology annotation, biological process: NLS-bearing protein import into nucleus. The record is from RefSeq and is a predicted model, not a curated record. NCBI's taxonomy places the organism in Eukaryota, Metazoa, Arthropoda, Branchiopoda, Diplostraca, Daphniidae. Gene Ontology annotation, molecular function: nuclear import signal receptor activity; protein binding. Gene Ontology annotation, cellular component: cytoplasm; nucleus; nucleoplasm.
AGCACUUGUGUAUCACCCAUGAUGAUGGCGAUGGAUUUUGUGUGUUGAAAGUUUUGUCUUGGGUUUUAUUAUACAUCAUAACUCGUUAUAAAAUCUUUUGGAAGUGGGUGUGGAACUAUUUUCAAGUUUUGUGUACUGAAUCAAGUCAUGGCGUCACACGAUAAUAAUGCGAAAGGACGUUUGCAGACUUACAAGAAUCAGGGCAAAGACGUGGAGGAGAUGAGAAGAAGAAGGAAUGAAGUUACAGUAGAACUGAGGAAAAACAAGAGGGAGGAAACUCUUCUCAAGAAACGAAAUGUGCCUAACACUGACUCUACAGAUGAGGAUGAAGCAGAAAGAGGCCUUUCGUUAGCGGGCUUAGAACAGAUUGUUGCUAAUGCAUCAAGUCCUGAUCCUGAUAUCCAAUUAGCAGCCGUGCAAGCUGCUCGAAAGCUUCUGUCUUCGGAUCGUAAUCCACCCAUUGAUGCGCUCAUUCAAAGCGGAGUUCUACCAGUAUUUGUUAAAUGCUUAGAACGCCAAGACAAUGCCGCUCUCCAGUUUGAAGCAGCUUGGGCUUUAACCAAUAUUGCUUCUGGAACAUCUGCCCAGACUCAAGCGGUUGUGGAGGCGAACGCAGUUCCCCUGUUUCUGAUGCUUCUCCACUCACCUCAUCCAAAUGUGUGCGAACAGGCCGUUUGGGCACUGGGAAACAUAAUAGGCGACGGCCCACAUUUGCGAGACUAUGUUAUAAGUCUGGGUGUCGUACCAAUCUUACUGGGUUUCGUGACAGACACAAUACCCAUUAGCUUCCUUCGUAAUGUGGCAUGGGUUAUCGUGAACCUCUGUCGCAAUAAAGAUCCCCCUCCUCAUGUUGACACUAUUCGUGAACUGCUGCCGGCUCUUAAUACCCUGAUCCAUCAUACCGACACCAAUAUUUUGGUCGACACAGUUUGGGCACUUAGUUACUUGACCGACGGAGGGAACGAGCAAAUUCAGAUGGUUAUUGAUAAUGGUGUGGUGCCAAGCUUGGUGCCUCUUCUUUCUCAUAAAGAUGUCAAGGUUCAAACAGCUGCAUUGAGAGCUGUGGGCAACAUAGUCACAGGUACCGAUGCACAAACUCAAUGUGUCCUGAAUUGCGACGCGCUGGCUCAUUUUCAGACUCUAUUGAAUCACCAUAAAGAGAAAAUUAACAAGGAAGCUUUGUGGUUCCUUUCGAACGUAACAGCAGGAAAUCAACAACAAGUUCAAGCUGUUAUUGAUGCUGGGCUAGUUCCACUGAUAGUCCAACAUUUGUCAAGGGGAGAAUUUCAAACACAAAAGGAAGCUGCAUGGGCUGUAACUAAUCUGACGAUCAGUGGACGAAAACAGCAAGUGGCUUAUCUAGUUCAGUGUGGUGUUAUUUCUCCUUUCUGUCAUCUCUUAUCAUGUAAAGAUCCCCAGGUUAUUCAAGUUGUUUUGGACGGCAUUUCGAACGUUCUGCGCAUGGCUGCACCGGGUCAGGAAAGAGAUUCCGUUGCGACUUUGAUAGAAGAGUGCGGAGGGCUAGAUAAGAUCGAGACUUUGCAAAAUCACGAAAACGUUGACAUUUAUAAACUUGCUUAUGAUAUCAUUGAGCAGUACUUCUCCGAAGAGGUGGCGGAGGAUCCGAAUCUUGUUCCAGAAGCUAGUGAGGACGGGUUUCAAUUUGAUGCUAAUCCCGGUGUCCCUAAAGAAGGAUUCCAAUUCUAAAUCAAUGGUAGUGGAGUAUCUAAACAAGAAUGGAGUAAAAUUUCGGAAAACGAUCGAAGGAAUUAUGGGAGAACUGUUCUUUUGCCAAUUUAGAAUGGACACCUGUUGUGUUUUCCUCAAUAAUCUUAUUUUUGGUUCUAUUCUUUCCAAGUCACUUAACUUCAACAGCUUCCCCAACAGUUAACUAGUUCUCUUAGAUUCAAUCAUGCCAAGUGACAAUUUUUUUUUUUUUUUCAAUCAAUCCUGGUUUAUACCGCAUCUUGCGCCUCUUUCGGACAACUCCUCUGUCUGCAUUACUGCAAUACACUAAGUUGUUGCUGUACAGAA